Messenger RNA from Pseudozyma hubeiensis SY62, 378 nucleotides. RefSeq lists its product as hypothetical. The transcript has 2 exons. The record is from RefSeq and is a predicted model, not a curated record. NCBI's taxonomy places the organism in Eukaryota, Fungi, Basidiomycota, Ustilaginomycetes, Ustilaginales, Ustilaginaceae. The coding region runs from base 1 to 378 and encodes 125 amino acids.
AUGCGGACGAUGGUCGAACGUGAGCGAAAUAUACUGCGAAGAGAGAGAUCAACAGCUGUCCGACCUCCCGAACGUGUGUCCGACUUCCCGACCAUCGGCCUUCUCCGAGAAAGCACGAGACCUUACGUGUCCUUCGACCAUCUCCGACCGGUUCGGAAACGUCGACAAAAACUUUUCAUAUCCUUCCGGAACGUCGUCGAGUCCGGAUGUCCGGCUGAGAAUACAACGGUCAAGCUGAAUAUUGAACACUGUAGCAAGGCAAGACUUGAAUGGUCGGAAGCCACGGAUCCGGACUUGCGCUCGAGCUUUAGCCGAGAAAGCCACAAUUUGGCAAGGGUCGUGUGGACGGAUGAGAAGGAGCCGUGCCUGAGCUGCUGA